AGUUUGGUAUUGAAGAAAGAGUAGCUAAGAAAAAGAGAAGAUUGUUGGUAAGGUUUUUUUCUCUGAUUUCUAUAUUUUACUUGAAAUAUUUGCUGAUAUAUAAGUAGAACUCUGAGCAUUGUGUUGAUUACUUUGGGGUUUCACUAAUACUUAGCUUGGCGGGUGGAAGGAGAAUGGAAAAGGAGCAACAAGAAGUAAAGGUUUUAACAAGUAGCAAGUUCACAUGGACCAUUAACAACUUCAUUCCUUUUCCCAGAUUCUUCUACUCCGAAACCUUCUUCGUCGGCCCCUAUUCCUGGCAGAUAGCUAUGAUUCCAAGUGUCACCGACAUUAUUUUACGAGGCUUAUUGGUAGAUCGAUUGUAUGCUGUGGACAUUGUUGGAUGGAGAUCUCUUAACUUCAAGCUCUCUUUAGUUAAUCAGCUUCAAGGCAAAUCCACCAUAACAAAAGGUAUCAUUAUAUUCUUUGAUGGAUAAACUAUAUUCAUUACAUGCGACAUUUAUAUAAUUAUUAUUCCUUUGUCCUUUUCAUAAAUCAUCUA
This is a messenger RNA of Arachis ipaensis, 541 nucleotides long. The record is from RefSeq and is a predicted model, not a curated record. Lineage: Eukaryota; Viridiplantae; Streptophyta; Magnoliopsida; Fabales; Fabaceae.